GAAAUCGCUAAAGAAAAAGAGAAAAAUAGACGUAUUUUAUGUCAGUCAAAUAAAGACCAUCUUGCAAGAGAAAGUUUAAUAGAACUAGAUGUCCAACUUGAAGAUGAUGAAGGUGAAAUAAGAAUAGAUAGUCAGCUUGAAGAUGGCAAAGGUGAAAUAGAAAUAGAUAGUGAUAAAGGUGAAAUAGAAAGUCAGCUUGGAGGUGCCAAAGGUGAAUGUGAGCUCGAAGGCCAAUUGGAAAGUUAG
Messenger RNA from Racocetra persica, 246 nucleotides. NCBI's taxonomy places the organism in Eukaryota, Fungi, Glomeromycota, Glomeromycetes, Diversisporales, Gigasporaceae. The record is from the annotation of a GenBank genome assembly.